This is a messenger RNA of Aspergillus ruber CBS 135680, 720 nucleotides long. RefSeq lists its product as uncharacterized. The record is from RefSeq and is a predicted model, not a curated record. The coding region runs from base 141 to 575 and encodes 144 amino acids. The transcript has 4 exons. NCBI's taxonomy places the organism in Eukaryota, Fungi, Ascomycota, Eurotiomycetes, Eurotiales, Aspergillaceae.
CGAGUACUGAGCCAGAGUACAUAUACAAGUAACUUAUCCAUAUAUUUUCAAUUCGCAAUCUCAUAGACAUUACCUCAGCACAAAAGACCUUCACAUCUCCAACCCAAAAAGGUCUACAAAAAGAGACGGAAGAAAACAAAAUGUCCUACGAAAUAACCACCAACCCCUCUGUCUCCCCCUCAACAACCUCCCCCAUCCUCUCUUUCCUCUCCACCUUCUACCAAACCAGCGACACCGAGUCCGCCCACGACAAAUAUGUUUCCUCCUUCACCGACGAUGCAACUCUAAUCAUGGGCUCUAAGAAGGCCGUCGGACGUGAUGAAAUUAGGACGCUCCGCCACGGCCUCUGGACACAUGUUGCUUCGCGGAAACACUCGCCUACGAAAGUGUUUUUCGGGGGCGAGGAUGAGGUUAUGUUGUAUGGGACGGUGAGGUAUGUGCUGCGGGCGGAUGCGGAGAAUGAGGUUGAGGUGCCAUGGGCGGGGAGGGUUGCUUUUGCGAUUGAUGGGGAAGAGGUGAGGAUGAGGUUUUAUCAGGUUUAUUUGGAUCCUUCGGCGCAGUCGGGGAAGAAAUAGUGGAGGUUACUUGGGGGUAUGGUGUACAAUGUAGAUAGUUGACUACUUGUGGAUAGACGUACAAUCAUGAAUCGUACUUCCGUACAUUGAUUGGAAGAAGCCUGAAACACUAUUGAUCAAUGCCCAGGUCUCCAAGUUCUAAAGA